AUGAAAGGUCAUCCUGGCAUGACUAAAUAUGCCUGUCAUUACAAUGCACAAAUGGAAUGGAAUAAAAUGAAAAAUAAUGAAGAUUUAAUUAAGAAGAAUAUUGAAAAAUAUCUUGAAAUUUCAAAAAAAUCUAAUGAAAAUGAAAAUGAAACUAAACAACAACAACAACAACAACCUAUUAAUAAAGAAAUAAUACAAGAGAAAACAAUAAUAAAUGAACGAAAACGAACAUUAUCAUCCGAUGAUGAACACGAACCAUAUGAACUAAAUGCAGAAUCUGAAUUUGUUACACCUGUUGAACCAACUUUUACUAUACGUGAUUCUUCUAAACCAACAGAAUUUAAUGAUAUUAACAAACCAUGGGUUUAUCGUUCAUUUGAAAGAGCUCGAGCUCGUGUUGAAGCACGUAUUGCUAAAAUAAAAGCACGACGUAUUGCUAGUGAAAGUCGUGUAAAAACACCUGCACAAGAAACUGUUAUUCAAGAAGUAAAAGAAAUAUCUGAACGUAUUGCUAGUUUAGUUCAAGUUAAAAAUAUGGGUUUAUCAACAUCAGAUUCAAAUCAUACAUUAAAAAAAUUACUUGAACAAAAAAAAGAACGUGUAGCUGAACUUAGCCGUUUACAAUCAAAACAACGUUCAUCAGCACGUUAUCGUCAAAGAAAAAAACGAUGUAUUGAAUCAAUAUGUGAUGCUGAUCCUGAAGUUGCUGCUACACUUUUAAAACUUUAUAGACCAACAACACUUCGUGUACAAAUUGAUAAUGUUUGUCCUGAUUUAAUACAAACAAUUGAAGAAAUUGCUCGUAUUGGUGGAGCAGCUGAUUCAAAUCCUAGAUUAAUUAAUACAUUACCUUGUGAAUCAUUAGAUGAAUUAAGAACAAAAAUAAAAGAACGUGGCUUUGAAAUUCGACGAUCAUCGAAUUUUUAUCGUCUUAUACCUUAUGGUAUGUUUACUGACGAUGGAAAAAGACAUGUGAAUACAAAAGCUGUUCGUCUUCGAAAACUUCAAGGCAUUGAAUUACCACCAAAACAUGAAGAUUGUCAUUUUGUAUGUGCAUCUUUACAACAUAUUAAAGAUUUAGCUGGUACUUUUGGUAAUGAAUGUGUAUUUUACGUUAUUCAAGAUAGAAAAUCUUCUGUUAGAAUUGGUCGACCAUCAGCAAGAGGACAUUCACCUUUUAUAUUACAUUUAGAUUAUCAAAUAAGUACAACUAGUUCUACACCAAUGCCACCUACUAUCACUCAUCAACUUAAACCAACAGUUUAUGCAUCGUGUGUUAUUGAUGAUACUGGUCUUGUUAGUUUUGCAGGUCCAACAUAUAUAUCAAUUCGAUCAGCUAAACAUGAUCGAUUUACAGUUGAUCAUGACGAUAUUGAUUUUGAUUGUAU
Molecule: messenger RNA, 1388 nt
Organism: Rotaria sordida
Lineage: Eukaryota; Metazoa; Rotifera; Eurotatoria; Philodinida; Philodinidae
Source: the annotation of a GenBank genome assembly